Oreochromis aureus is the source of this 1256-nucleotide messenger RNA. RefSeq lists its product as uncharacterized. Lineage: Eukaryota; Metazoa; Chordata; Actinopteri; Cichliformes; Cichlidae. The transcript has 3 exons. The coding region runs from base 201 to 959 and encodes 252 amino acids. The record is from RefSeq and is a predicted model, not a curated record.
CAGGCUGCACAGGGUCAGAGUGGACGUUUUGGAGCAGGAAGCACCUGAAGGACAACGUUAAAGACAGUCGAACUUCCUCUGAGGAGAUGGACAGAAACGAGGAACUGGACAAAUUGUUUCAGAGGUUACGCAUAUUUAAACACUACAGAGCAGACAGACUGAGCAGCUGUGAUGGCUGACAAAGACUGACAAAGCUGGCAAUGAGAAGCUGCACAGAUGAAGUCGUCCUGCAGUGGCUGAGAAAAAACUCAGAAUCUGACACCUUCAGCAAACUCACAGACAUGUUUGACUUCCUGAAGAAACACAUUGAUGAGGAGGAGAAGAAGAACCACAGUGAUGAUGUUCACAUCACCUUUAUGGCUCAUAGUUCAAUCAGAGACUUCAUGAUCCCAGCCAGCUGUUACCUGCCUCUGCCCACCAUCACUGACGUGCUCCUGUAUUCUCCCUGGAACUGUGUCACUUCUGGUUUAGCAUACGGUAUCGCUACAGGAAAACUGAGGCCUCAGCACAGAGUUUUUCACUGCAAUGAUAAAGAAAGCUGUACCAUUCCUGAUGACAAACAUCGACCUGUGAACCUGCCAGAUCACUGGAACUCACUGAAGAAAGCUGGAGCACAGAUGGUCCCAAACAUCACGGUUAGCCCCCUUUCACCAGAUGGUGAUGGAGUGUGGAAAAGCUUUGAGUCUCUCUCAGCUAAACACGGACCACCAAGAAGGAACCGCAUCGUCAUCCCGUUCAACCUCCCAGGACGGGAAUAUGAAAGCGUCCCGUUCUCUGUGGUGACCUUGGCUCUGUCUCUGGUGCUCCUCUCCUCCAGGUUUAAAGCCACUCUUCACUUCUCUGGUUGUCUCUGUGAUCACUCUACUGGACAGAAAUUUGACAGGAAGUAUCUUCAGGAGCAGUAUGCCUGCACCAUCGACAACAGCUGGAUGAAAUGUUCACCUGAAGCUUUCAGAUGAUGAUAAAUGCUGAUUGUGUUAGACAUGUUUGUGGACAUUUUAGUGUAAAGAUGAAGAUAAAAUGAUAAAAGUAAUUUUUCUAUAUUUGAGGCUCAGAUUUAUGAUGAAUGGACUUGAAUCAUCAUUUAGUUCCAGCUCAUAAUCUGAUCAUAACCUGCUAACAUCUGUGGAGGUUAUUAAUAUAAACAGACUCACCUGUUCUCUGCUCGCUGCUCACAGGUGACGUGAUACUGAUGUCUGACCUUCAACCAGCACACACACAGAUCAUUGACAUGACGUAUAUAGAUUAUUUAUGUA